AUGCACUCCAAAGGCAAAACCAGCCUACGUAAGCACGAAAAGAGCAAAGUCCGUCUUUUUCGAAUUCAUCAAUCUUUGGAAAUGCAAAAGGAUUACUACUCUAUACUAAACGUUUCAAAAAAAGCAACUCAGGAAGAGAUACGGUUUGCAUAUAAAAGAGCUGCUCUUGAAACACACCCUGACCGCGUGUCUCCCAAUGAACGAACAGAAGCAACGCAGCGAUUUCAGUUGGUGAAUGAGGCCUUCUACGUAUUAGGAGAUCCUACACGUCGUUCUCAAUAUGAUCGUGAAAAUUCUUAUUCUUCUUCGUCCUCAUCAUGGUCAAAAGCGAAACCAUCUUCUUCUUUCUUUGGUGGCCGGAGCAAAGAUGAGGAUGCUUCUUCGAGUCAAGGGGAAAAGUAUUCAUAUGGAUUCCAAGAAUCUUUUGCAAACUCCCAAUUCGGUAAUAUUUUUAAUGAAAUGAUGAGUGAAUCUUCUAGCGAGGGCCUACUUCACCAUAUCUGGACCGCCAUCGGCGGUCUCGCAGGAGCUGCGCUUGGUUUCAUUGCUUUCGAUACUCCAGGAGCCCUUUUGGGAUCCUUUUCCGGUGCUAAUUUGGGCAGAAUCCGAGACAAGCAUGGCAAAAGUGCCUAUAGUGUUUUCAUGGAUCUUCCAGCUACUGAGAAAGCUCGUAUUCUAAGCAAAUUACUCUUUCAAAUUCUAAAUACUUCAAAAAAUUUUUCUAAUAAAUCACCUUAG
Messenger RNA from Schizosaccharomyces octosporus yFS286, 738 nucleotides. Its product is annotated as DNAJ domain-containing protein. Lineage: Eukaryota; Fungi; Ascomycota; Schizosaccharomycetes; Schizosaccharomycetales; Schizosaccharomycetaceae. The transcript has a single exon. The record is from RefSeq and is a predicted model, not a curated record. Bases 1 to 738 code for a protein of 245 amino acids.